Messenger RNA from Punica granatum (pomegranate), 1637 nucleotides. The record is from RefSeq and is a predicted model, not a curated record. Lineage: Eukaryota; Viridiplantae; Streptophyta; Magnoliopsida; Myrtales; Lythraceae.
UGAACGGAACAGAUGACUCUCUCUCUCUCUCAUUCACACUUCCCUCUCUCCUCUCUCGAGUCGGCCAUGGCUGCUCUGCAAUACUUGGACUCCCUGCGCAAUGCGCACCCGGAGAUGGCAGAGUGGUCCAACGCCCUCGCCGAUCUGUACCAGAAGAAGCUCUGGCACCAGCUUACUCUCAAGCUCGAGCAGUUCGUCGCCCACGCCGUCUCUCAGGCUGGAGAUUUGUUGAUUCAGUUGUAUCACAAUUUCAUCACCGACUUUGAGACCAAAAUUAAUCUCCUCAAGCUAGCACAUUUUGCUGUUAUAGUCUCACGGCAGUAUGCAGAGAGAGAAGCUGCCAUCAGCUAUCUGGAAGGGGUUAUGGAAAAGCUUCAAGCUACUAGAGAGCAGCGUAUAGAGGAGCCUAUCCUCUAUAUUAAGAUGCAGAUAGCUCUGUUCAAGCUUGAUUAUGACCAGAAAGAGUGCAAAAAACUCCUUGAAGAAGGGAAAAGCACCCUGGACAGUAUGACUGACAUAGAUCCAUCUGUUUAUGCCAGCUAUUACUGGGUUUCUUGUCAGUAUCAUAAAGUUCGGAGGGAGUAUGCUGAAUUCUACAGAAAUGCACUUCUUUAUUUGGCAUAUACAUCUGUGGAGUCUAUGUCAGAUUCAUUUAAGCAGGAUUUGGCUUUUGAUUUGUCCCUCUCCGCGUUGCUGGGAGACAAUGUUUACAACUUUGGAGAAUUAUUAGCUCAUCCCAUUAUAAAGAGUCUUGUUGGUACAAAAGUGGAAUGGCUCUACUAUAUUCUCCAAGCAUUCAACAGUGGUGACUUAGCACGAUAUCAGGAGUUAUGCCGUGUGCAUAAUGCUGCUCUUACGGCGCAACCAGGUUUGGUUGAAAAUGAGAAGAAGCUAUUGGAAAAGAUUAACAUACUUUGCCUGAUGGAGAUCAUCUUCAGUCGGCCAUCUGAGGAUCGAACAAUUCCCUUGAGUAUAAUUGCGGAGCGCACGAAGCUCUCCGUAGAGGACGUUGAGCAUCUUCUCAUGAAGAGCCUCUCUGUUCACCUUAUCGAGGGUAUAAUUGACCAAGUGGAGGGAACAGUGCAUGUCUCUUGGGUGCAACCAAGAGUUUUGGGAAUCCAACAGAUCAAAUCACUCCGAGACCGCCUGGAUGGCUGGAUGGAUAAAGUACAUUCAGCAUUAUUGUCCAUCGAAGCAGAAACACCUGAUCUCGUAGCUUCGUGAUUAUGUUCUCUCAUCUGCCGCUGUUGUAACAACCUUAUUUCUAAGCUUGGAGGGGAAAGGAGGAGACAGACAGGCGCAGGAAGAGCAUCCAUGUCGUCCCUAUAUUGCUUUCAUGUCCCUUGUUUUCUAAACUGUGUUUCCCCGGAAGUGGCACCGCUGCGUUGAACUCGAGUUGAGAGUUUUGAUCCUUUUUCCAAUGAACUUUUAGAUGACACGGAGAUCUAGUUUUUGGGUAAUUGGUUUUUACUCAUUGCAGAGUCAUCAGAAAACGGACAAUGGUAAUCUGUGAUUUUUCAUUUAAAUCAGAAGUUUGAUCCACUGUUUCUGUGGAUAAUGUUGGAAACUUUUAAUUCUGGAGAAUCUCAUGCAGAUCAAUGGGUAAUUAUUCAAUUGCAAUGAAGCCACUUUAUUCA